Messenger RNA from Oryzias latipes (Japanese medaka), 655 nucleotides. RefSeq names its product NADH:ubiquinone oxidoreductase subunit B10 (gene ndufb10). The record is from RefSeq and is a predicted model, not a curated record. Lineage: Eukaryota; Metazoa; Chordata; Actinopteri; Beloniformes; Adrianichthyidae. Gene Ontology annotation, cellular component: respiratory chain complex I.
UUCCUACAACGCAUGCGCGAUCUCGAAAGGAGACCAGUCGAGGUCGAACUGUAGAUUUAAUAUCGUCUUGGUCAGAAUUCAACAAAAUGCCCGCAGAUUAUGACAAGGACGCAUAUCCGGAGCCUCCGAGAAAGACUCCGGUUGUGGACAAACAGACAGCUUUGCCAAACCCAGCUCUGAUUCUGACUAAAGUCUUCUAUUACGCAGUUGACUUGCCUGUCACCACAUUUAGAGAUGUUGUUGACAGCAUUCGGUCGAAAAACAAGUUGGUCUACUACCACCAGAGGUUCCGCCGUGUUCCUGACCUGACUGAGUGCCAGGAGGGAGACUACGUCUGCUGCUACGAGGCAGAGAUGCAGUGGCGGAGAGACUAUAAGGUGGAUCAGGAGAUUGUGAAGGUGGUUCAGGAGCGGAUGAAGGCCUGCCAGCAGAGAGAAGGCGACAGCUUCCUGCAGAACUGCGCCAGGGAGAUCCAGCAGUUCAACGAUGUGACCAAGAACUAUCAGUCUCGCUAUGGAGACCUGGGCGCAUACGCCAGUGGGAGGAAAUGCUUAAUGAAGCAAAAAGAACGAAUGAUGGCAGCUCAGGCUCAAAGUGCUUAACAGUUCUGAUGUCAAAUGUAAUAACUGUAAAAUAAAGUUUGUGAAUAAUCUGA